AUCGGGACCGACCUCUCCGCCGUCGUCGAAUCUCAGAUCAAUAAUGACGGGCUCUUCUGGAGCCAUCGACUUCCAUUCGCUGAUCUCCUACAGCGACGACCUCGUUCGUGCCUUGAAGGACCAAAAUGACCUCAACAACUUGACCCACUGCAUCCAAACUUCCCAUUCCCUCCGCUCCGACACCGAUUCCGACCUCGCCGAAGCCCAAAGAUUGCUCCGAGAUUAUGAGACAAAGUUGGAAGCUUGCAAGAAGAAGACAGAGGAGGUGAAAUCGGAGGCGGUUGCUGAUGAGGAACUGGAGCUUCUUCAGAGAGAAUUGGAUGAGGGGGUUCAGCUGGAGCAUUUGAUUCUGGAGGAGCUCAGAUGUAUCGGCAGCGACAUGGAUGAUUUGGAACACCAGAGGGUUGCGGUUGUGGAUAAGAACAAAGUGUUGAAGAAAAAGAAGCAGGAUGAGCUCAAAGCACAGAGGAAGCUCUCGAUGUAUGCUUCUGUUACGAAUAUUAUACCCAACCUGGAUGAUCAGUCAAGAAUCAUGGGCUAUAUUGUGGAUAGAGAUACAAAAAAGGUACAGAACUUUGAAAUUGACGCAGAGAAGAUGACUGCCUAUGAAACAUGUGAUAGCAUGUGGAAGAUGAUUACUCCUUGAUAGAUAUUCCAUCUUUCCCCUGAGAUAACUUUGUAUAAUGUUGUGCAAUAUUUUGGUUUUUAUUCGUCUGUGUUGCUGGAGAAGUAAUCAUUUGAUAGUUUGUAAGUUAUGAUGACAUUGUAACGCACAAGUUAAAAGCUGAUUAUUGAGAAUCUUGUUGGUGCCAAUUGGGCUAAUUUUGGGACA
Molecule: messenger RNA, 832 nt
Organism: Argentina anserina (silverweed cinquefoil)
Lineage: Eukaryota; Viridiplantae; Streptophyta; Magnoliopsida; Rosales; Rosaceae
Product: kinetochore protein SPC24 homolog
Exons: 5
Coding region: 44-646 (200 amino acids)
Biological process (GO): regulation of chromosome segregation
Source: RefSeq, a predicted model, not a curated record